AUGUCUGCUUACCAUCGACCUCCUGCGAAAUUAACGCGAGUCAUUUCAUUCCUUCCUUGUUUCCGGUUGGUUUCUCGAGCCAUGUCUUCGUCCUUCAUUCAAGAAGAGAAUCAAAACCCGAAUUACGAUCCUAGGAAAUAUUACCCUGCUCGGGUUGGAGAGACCAUUUCCAGGCGAUACCGUGUCAUCUCAAAGUUAGGCUGGGGAGCAAAUUCUACUGUCUGGCUAGCAAAAGACACAACUCGGUCAUCAAAUCAAUAUGUGACGUUAAAAAUUACGAACUGUGGCAAAGAGGAACAAAGAUCUGCCAAUGAAGAAGUAGAAAUGUCGCGAUAUAUCUCUCAGCUGCAAUCUGAUCAUGAAGGUCGGAAAUAUGUUCGGCUUGUGCGUGAGUCUUUCAGUAUCCGAGGCGCGCUGGGAGAGCACUUCUGCUUGGUAUUUGAACCUUUGAGGGAACCGCUCUGGCUGUUGGGGAAACACCUUGGAAGCAACGGGGUGCCUCCCGCCGUCCUCAAGCCAUUUUUAAAAUUAUUACUCCAGGGCCUUGACUUUCUCCAUUCCGAGUGCCAUAUUAUACAUACAGACCUCAAGGCAGAUAACCUUCUCUUGGGAUUCGAAGACUCUGGUGUUCUUGAGAGUUAUGCUCGGCAACAAGAAAACAAUCCUGCUCCGUUUGGGGACGAUCAUGGUCGUCCUGUAUUUCAGUCUCGUCCGGAUUUCGGGCAUCUGAGGAAAGGGGUAGGACUGGUUCAGAUCAGCGACUUCAGUGCUGCUGUUUUUGGCAACGUGGCUGAGCCUCAUAACCAUGAUAUCCAACCUCUGCCCUUUUGUGCGCCAGAGGUACUCUUGAAGGCGACAUGGACAUAUAGUGCAGAUAUAUGGAACUUGGGCACCAUGCUAUGGGAGCUUCUUGCAGAUCGUGUUCUUUUUGAUGGACUGGACCCCGGGAGCAGCACAUACUCGCGAGUAAAACACAUAGCCCAAAUAAUACGGCUGCUUGGUCCGCCUCCACAGCUGUUACUAGAAAGGGCAGACCAAGGCAUUUGCUCCGAACUCUUCUCCAGCCAUGGUAUGAUGUCUGCCACUUCUAUUAUCUCGGGCGAUAACUAA
Aspergillus clavatus NRRL 1 is the source of this 1110-nucleotide messenger RNA. Its product is annotated as protein kinase domain protein. Gene Ontology annotation, biological process: regulation of mRNA processing; protein phosphorylation; spliceosomal complex assembly. Gene Ontology annotation, molecular function: ATP binding; protein kinase activity. The transcript is spliced from 4 exons. The record is from RefSeq and is a predicted model, not a curated record. Bases 1 to 1110 code for a protein of 369 amino acids. Lineage: Eukaryota; Fungi; Ascomycota; Eurotiomycetes; Eurotiales; Aspergillaceae.